GCACUCGGGCCGAGCGGAGCGGGCGGAGCCGCCGCGGAGCGUCCCCCGCGCCGGGGCCGAUUUCAUGCAGUUGCCUGUGACAGCUCCUGUUGAGUAAACUGAGACGGGAACAUCUUGUAUCGCCUGUUGUACCUGUACCUGCCACCAUGAGAAGUUGCAUAAGAUCUCUUUGGAUCCCUGUGUAGUUGAUUCAUGUUUCCAAACUCUUUCUCGGAACCUUCACAAGCAGCCAAAAUGAAGUUGAAGCAUAACAUCAACCCUGUUCUUUUACAGCUGAUAAACUUUGUAAUUUUGGUGUACACCCUUGUGACAUACAUUCCAUGGUACAUACUUUCGGGAUCAAAGCAGGCUAUUGAAAAAGCCAAGCAGGUUAAAGCCAGACCUGUGAAUAACAAGGCCGGGGGUGCUUACAGAUCUGUUAACAGCCUACACUGCUUAGCUUCAGUUUUAUACCCUGGGUGUGAUACACUUGACAAAGUUUUUAAAUAUGCAAAGACUAAAUAUAAGGACAAAAAACUCUUGGGAACACGUGAAAUCCUCAAAGAGGAAGAUGAAAUCCAGCCAUCGGGAAAAGUUUUUAAAAAGGUCAUCCUUGGCAAGUACACCUGGCUUUCUUAUGAAGAUGUAUACAUUAAAGCUGUUAAUUUUGGAAAUGGCUUAGCAGUGUUGGGUCAGCAACCAAAGACUAACAUCGCUAUCUUCUGUGAGACCAGAGCUGAGUGGAUGAUUGCAGCACAGGCCUGCUUUAUGUGCAACUACCAGCUUGUUACUCUGUACGCUACCCUGGGGGGCCCGGCAAUCGUGCAUGGGCUGAACGAGACGGAGGUGACCACCAUCAUCACCAGUAAAGAGCUGAUGCAAACAAAACUGAAGGAAAUCGUAUCUCAAGUUCCACUGCUACGACACAUUAUUACAGUGGAUGGCAAACCAACAAUGUGGUCAGAGUUUCCCAAGGGUGUCAUUGUUCACACAAUGGCAUCUGUGCAAGCCAUGGGGGCCAAGGCAGAUGCUGGAAUCAAACAACCAUCCAGGCCUGUGCCCUCUGAUAUCGCGGUGAUCAUGUACACAAGUGGAUCCACAGGAAUUCCCAAAGGAGUCAUGAUCUCCCAUUGCAACAUAAUUGCUGGGAUAACUGGAAUGGCUGAGAGGAUUCCAAACCUGGGGGAAAAAGACAUCUAUAUUGGCUACUUGCCUCUUGCCCACGUUCUGGAGCUGAGCGCUGAGCUGGUGUGUCUGUCUCAUGGGUGCCGCAUCGGUUACUCCUCACCUCAGACAUUGGCUGACCAGUCCUCUAAAAUAAAGAAAGGAAGCAAAGGAGAUGUGACUACACUUAAACCAACUCUAAUGGCAGCUGUCCCGGAAAUUAUGGAUCGGAUCUACAAAAACGUCAUGAAUAAAGUGAAUGAAAUGACGAGUUUCCAGCGGAAUCUAUUUAUAUUGGCCUACAAUUACAAAAUGGAACAGAUUUCCAAAGGUUACACUACCCCACUCUGCGAUAGCCUUAUCUUCCGGAAAGUCCGGAUGCUGUUGGGUGGGAAGAUCCGCAUCCUGCUUUGUGGAGGAGCUCCGCUGUCGGCAGCAACGCAGCGGUUCAUGAACAUCUGUUUCUGCUGCCCGGUGGGACAGGGCUACGGGCUGACAGAGUCGGCUGGAGCCGGAACAAUCACGGAAGUUUGGGACUACACUACAGGAAGAGUGGGAGCACCUUUGGUUUGUUGUGAAAUAAAGUUAUUGAACUGGGAAGAAGGUGGCUAUUACAACACUGAUAAACCAUAUCCUAGAGGUGAGAUCCUUAUUGGAGGGCAGAAUGUGACUGCGGGCUACUACAAAAAUGAAGCACGAACCAAAAAAGAUUUCACUGUCGAUGAGAAUGGGCAGAGGUGGCUCCAUACUGGAGACAUUGGGGAGUUUCAUCAUGAUGGCUGUCUAAAAAUUAUUGAUCGCAAAAAAGAUCUUGUAAAACUGCAGGCAGGAGAAUAUGUUUCUCUUGGCAAAGUAGAAGCAGCUCUGAAGAAUCUCCCACUGGUAGAUAAUAUUUGUGCGUAUGCAAGCAGUUUCCAUUCUUACGUCAUUGGAUUUGUCGUGCCAAAUCAAAAGGAGCUCGCAGAACUAGCUCGAAAAAAAGGAUUUAAAGGAACCUGGGAAGAGAUCUGUAACAGUCCUGAGAUGGAAAAAGAGGUACUGAAGGUGCUAGCUGAGGCUGCCAUGGCAGCUAAUCUGGAGAAGUUUGAAAUACCAGUGAAGAUUCGUUUGAGCCCCGAUCCUUGGACCCCAGAGACUGGUCUGGUGACAGAUGCAUUCAAGCUCAAACGCAAAGAGCUCACAGCGUACUAUCAAAUGGACAUUGAUCGAAUGUACGGGAAAAAUGUAAAAUAAUUCUCCCCUGCACCACUUUGCUACGAUGAGCUCGGAUCAAAUAGGAAAUACUUGAAUUGCCUGUCUCAACUCAGCACUUGAGAUCAACACACACAAAACCACCAUUCCUCAUUUCCAGCUUAAACUGUUAUUUCCGAUGACAUCACUAUGACGACUGGCAAGUUUAGUAAAAUGUUACGGCAGCAAACUUGUGUCUGUCUCCUUUUUUUCCAGUUUUCUCUGCUACCUUGUCAGUCUGUGGAUUUUCCCAGGUCUUUUUGGGAAACCAUGAUUCUGAAGCCUCAAAUUUUUAAGCAUUUAUAAAUCCUGUAUAAUGUUUUAUUUGUAUCUUUAAAAUUUGGAUGUAUAUAGAGAGAACUUGGCUAUAUAAGAAAUGGUUAUACUGGGGGCCUUUUUUUACCUAAUUAUUUAAAGAUAAGGUAUUGAUGUUGUGACAUUAUGUACAUUGAAAAUGCUUGUAACAAGAUAAUUGCUGAACAGAGAACCAGGUUAUUUGCUGCUGUGCUAUUUUUCUGUGUAAAUCCGAGGGAGAACUUGUUUGACAUUCCAGCUUGUGUAAUACACCUUCAAUAUGUGCCUAAUGGUUAUUUUAUUUUUAUCUGAAAAUGGGAAGAUGGUCAUGGCACAACUCUGCAUCAAGGCAGGUGUUAGCUAAAGCUUGUUUAAUACAGAAAUGGCUAUUAACACAGCAGAUGUUAAACCUAAGAAUAACCUCUCAGAUACAGAAACUCCUUUUUUUAAAUAGCUCAUGACCAUUUCAUCCAGAGUUGAGUAGUGUAGUGCUAAUAUGAACUCUCAGCGUUAUUUUCACAUAACACUUUACAGGUUGAACAGUGUCGUUUUUAGCAGAGGGACUGUAACAACUUUUGUCUUUUCUCUUUAGAUUUGGACAUUCCACUGGGUUUGCUCUUUAUUUGUUUGUGAAAGUCUGGCAAGACCCCUGCUCUGCCCUAGCUGCAACCCAGACCUUCCUGAGGGGGAUUUUUAAAGUCAUAAUGACAGUUAUGUCCUCAGCUCACACAGUGCCUAGCUGCCCUUUGUGCCAUUAAAAAUCUCCCUUUGAUGCUGUGUCAUUUGUUUAGCACUUUUUGCUUUAAAAACAGGUAUUUGAAGCAUUUGUCAGCCAGAGUUAUGUUGCUUGGUUUGUUACGCGGAAUUCUUAUUUUGGGAAGGAGCCUCAAUUUUUGUUUCACUAGAGAUACAUGGAUAUUGUUUGAAGAAAUAUGUGGGAACAUUUUUUUCAGUGAGAGUGUUUGGAUUUAUUUCAAAUGUGAAUUUUAUUUUCAAAAUAUUUCUGGGAAGGAUAUUCAAGGUUGCAUGAGAAUGUGAAAAGGCAUGCAUCAGUCAACCUUGUGAUGGAGCACAUAUUAAAAUGGCUUUAAUUUGGAGA
Messenger RNA from Empidonax traillii (willow flycatcher), 3766 nucleotides. It is a transcript of the gene ACSL3, whose product is annotated as acyl-CoA synthetase long chain family member 3. Lineage: Eukaryota; Metazoa; Chordata; Aves; Passeriformes; Tyrannidae. The record is from RefSeq and is a predicted model, not a curated record. Gene Ontology annotation, cellular component: endoplasmic reticulum; lipid droplet; plasma membrane. Gene Ontology annotation, molecular function: long-chain fatty acid-CoA ligase activity. Bases 193 to 2376 code for a protein of 727 amino acids. Gene Ontology annotation, biological process: long-chain fatty acid metabolic process; neuron differentiation; long-chain fatty-acyl-CoA metabolic process. The transcript has 16 exons.